AUGGAAGCAGGCGGCAAUGAGAUCUCGCGCCUGUCGGAGGAAGUCCUGGCGUCGAUCCUCUCCCGCACGUCGCCGCCGGACGCCGGACGUUGUGCCGCUGUCUCCCGGGCCUUUCUUGCCGCCGCGGACUCCGAUGUCGUCUGGUCCUGCUUCCUGCCCCGUGACCUCCCACGGCUCGCUGAAGGUGUGCUCCCCCACGCGCCGCUGUCCAAGAAGGGCUUGUUCCGAUGCCUCUCCGAUCAACCGGCGCUCCUCCCAGGCAACCUCAGCAUGUGGCUGGACAAAAAGACAGGCGCCAUGUGCUACAUGCUCUCGGCGAGGUCGAAGCAUAUUUCAUGGGGAGAGACAAUAGAUUACUGGGAACGGAUCAAGCUCGGUUCUGAUGAGAUCCAAGCAAACAACAGCUUCUGUGAAGCAGCUCAACUUCGGGGAGUUUGGUGGCUGUUAAUCCGUGGCGAAAUACAUAGCACAAUGCUCAGCCCAAACUCCAAGUAUGCUGCUUACAUGGUGUUCAAGCUAGCCGAUGAGUUCUUCAAUCUCGAUUUCCCGUUUCAAGAGGCAUCAACCAGUGUUGGAGGGAUUGACGACUCAACACGCCAAGUUUGCCUCCAAGCCUACAUAGAGGACGGGGAUGCAGAAGAUGUUAUGCUCCCUCGAAAAAGGGCUGACGGCUGGAUGGAGGUCGAGCUUGGUGAGUUCUACAACGGAGAAGGCUGUGACAGCGAGGUGUCUGUGUGCCUAAAGGAAACAGAGGGAGGAGUUUGGAAGACUGGUCUUAUUGUGUGGGGUAUUGAGAUUAGAACUAAGAAAUGAUGUUGAUGAGCUUGUUGGAUUAAGAAUUGAUGUCUACAUCCCUUUCUAA
Molecule: messenger RNA, 862 nt
Organism: Triticum dicoccoides
Lineage: Eukaryota; Viridiplantae; Streptophyta; Magnoliopsida; Poales; Poaceae
Product: F-box protein PP2-B11-like
Exons: 4
Coding region: 1-813 (270 amino acids)
Molecular function (GO): protein binding
Source: RefSeq, a predicted model, not a curated record